Molecule: messenger RNA, 1249 nt
Organism: Nicotiana attenuata
Lineage: Eukaryota; Viridiplantae; Streptophyta; Magnoliopsida; Solanales; Solanaceae
Product: epidermis-specific secreted glycoprotein EP1-like
Exons: 1
Coding region: 91-987 (298 amino acids)
Source: RefSeq, a predicted model, not a curated record
UAUUCAUAACUAAUUAAUUAUCCAUCUAUAAAUACGGAUAGCAAGAAACGAAGGAUCAUAUCAUCAAACAGCUAAAAGAAGAAACUAAAGAUGUCUCCUUCAUUGCCUACUAUAUUUCUUGCCUCUCUCUUUCUUUUCUGCCAAAUAUUUUCUUCAAUUGCCCAAGUCCCAGUUGAAAACACCUUCAAAUUCGUCAAUGAAGGUGAAUUAGGACCUUAUGUUGUCGAAUACCUAGGAGAUUAUCGUGCUUUUUCUGGAAUUUUCACAAAUCCAUUCCAGUUCUGUUUUUACAACACUACCCCUAAUGCCUGGACACUAGCUUUGCGCAUGGGCACUGUCAGUUCUGAAUCUCUAAUGCGUUGGGUAUGGGAAGCUAAUAGGGGAAAUCCUGUCAAAGAAAAUGCCACUUUCGCUUUAGGAACAGAUGGAAAUCUUGUCUUGGCCGAAGCUAAUGGUCGAAUUGCUUGGCAAACAAACACAGCCAAUAAAGGUGUCACUGGUUACAAGUUGUUACCAAAUGGUAACUUUGUACUUCAUAACUCAAAGGGAAAAUUCAUUUGGCAGAGUUUCGACCAUCCCACUGACACUCUUUUAGUGGGCCAAUCGCUCCGCUUAUCAGGCCCGAAUAAGCUCGUGAGCCGGGCCUCGGUGAAAAAGAAUGCAAACGGGCCUUACAGCUUGGAAGUGAAACCGGAAAUAUUCGGUAUCUAUAACAGAACCAAGCUUGCCGUAGAAUUAGCUUGGUUUGAUUUCAGAAAUAGCACUUUGGAAUCAGUAAAAUUGAACAGCGGAAAUCAAAGGGUGAAGUUGGACUACAGAUUGGCUAAAUCAACAACAAGAAGUUCCCAUGUUAUGGCGUUUACUAAAAUCAACACAACUUUAACAUACCUUCGGCUAGAGAUAGAUGGAAAUCUCAAGGCCUACACUUUCUACGAAGACAAAGAAGAAGACAGAUUCCGUUGGCGCGUAACUUAUAACAUGCUUUAAGAAUAUGCUUUUGCAUAUCAGAAUUAUAGCUUUAUAAUAUAAGGAUUUUCAUAUUCAGAACAAUAAUAAGUGGAUAAAACGAGUGGUUCCACAGCUAUUCCAAUAGGUUAGGGAUUCCUAUGUAGAGCUAGAAUUUUAUUUCCUUUCUUUUACUUUUUUUUUGGUUGAGGGUUGUGUUUUAUUUAUGAUUUCUAUUUUUUUUCCGAUUGAAGCGUGUAUUUUUAUUAUGUUUUCUAUUUAAGAGAUGCUUUGUCAACUGUGA